CUGACACACCAACUCCAUGUCAUCCGUGCACAUCUUUUGCAUUAUGAAAGUCUCCUCGACGACUUUCGCAAAACCGUUGAAUUUUUCCUUAAAACUGUCAAUCCAGGCCUAGUCCAACCUACUAGUCCUUUCUCAUCCCCAAGCCAUAGGUUGUUGAAAAAGGAGUGCACGAACCUUCUCAACGAGAUCGAUCGGUUGGAAAUGACCCGCGCAAUGUUGAAUAAUCGACUGGGCAAUGUUAUGGAAUUGGCCUUUAGUAGUGUGAAUAUUGAGGACAGUCGCCGCAUGAAGAAUUUGGCAGAGGUUUCUGCAAUCUUCGGUAUGAAUGUCAUCGAGAUAAACCCUGAUUCAUAUGGAACAGUUCCACAUUAUCUCGCUGCUGCGAUUCCUCUGACUUUUCUAACGGUUUGGGUAAUGAUG
This is a messenger RNA of Lentinula edodes (shiitake mushroom), 420 nucleotides long. RefSeq lists its product as uncharacterized. The record is from RefSeq and is a predicted model, not a curated record. The transcript has 4 exons. NCBI's taxonomy places the organism in Eukaryota, Fungi, Basidiomycota, Agaricomycetes, Agaricales, Omphalotaceae. The annotation marks the transcript as partial.